AUGGGGAAGUUCUCUGCAGAGCAAGACUACUUUUUUCGUGAUUGGAGAAACCUUACUUGGGAUGAGGCCAGGAACCACUGCCAGGUCUGUUUUAAAGAGCUGGUGACAGUGACCCCUGUAAACAUCAAAGCCAUCUCCCAGAAUCUCACCUCUGACUGCUGGGUCGGCCUCCGCAAGAACUUCUCCACCACCAACCACUCCAGUAUGCCCUGGUCCCACUGGGCCGACGGGGAACCCCUCAUCUUCCAGAACUGGUACCCCGCGACAGAGACAGCGUCCAGCGACAGCGACAGAGACAGCGCCAGCGACAGCGACAGCGACAGAGACAGCGUCAGCGACAGCGACAGCGACAGAGACAGCGUCAGCGUCACAGCGACAGAGACAGAGACAGCGUCAGCGUCAGAGACAGCGACAUCCACAAACUUUACAGGACUCUGGGAAUCCAACACCCAAAUAAAGACACCCACCACAGCUGCGCCCACGAUGCCCGUAGAAUCAGAUUGUGUUUGUUCAAGUAUGCUGCCGCCGGAGGUCUCUGAGACUACGGUGAACUUCACUGAGGACUCCUGUGUGGCCAUGCUCAGCUUUGGGGCCUGGGUUGAAAAGAACUGCUUUGAGCGUCUGUCUUUCAUAUGUUAUGAAGAUCGUUUUAUUGGCCAAGCCAAUGUGACCAAAAUCACUAAUGAGAGUGUUGUUCUCACAUGGCAACCCGGGCCCGGCACCAUCAGCCGUUACCGCGUCAAAGUCAAAGAGCUCAAAACGAUCGAGACCAACAGUUUGACCUACGACCUUGUCAGCCUGAUGGCAGGCACCUGCUACUCCGUCCAGGUGUUCCCUGUUAAAUGUGAGAGAGACCUCAACCCGCAGGAGGUCGUCUUCUACACCACACCAAACAAAGUAGAAAACCUUAAGGUCAUCAACGUGACAGAAACCUCAGUCUCCCUGAGCUGGAACAAACCAGCUGGAAACGUGUCUUUCUAUCUUAUUAAGGUCGAGGGUGAUAAGCCUAUUCGAAGUGACACAGAGGGCAAAGAAGUCGGCAGUUUGAUACCCGGACAGCGUUACACAUUCACUGUCCUCUCAGGAGUCGCAGAUAAUAAGACACAUAGUGAAGAGUCCAACAUCACACAACACACCAAGCCCGGCAGAGUGUCUAACCUGGGUGUGUAUGAGAAUACCAAAAACUCGCUGCUGCUUAGCUGGAUGAAACCUGAAGGACACUACACAGGUUUCAGGGUGAAGGCCAUGACGGACAGUAAUGACGAGUUGUUUCAUCAAAACGUGACCAAAACAGAGGUGACAGUAACAGGACUGCCAAUGAGCACCAAGAUAACCCUCAGUGUGACAGCACUGACAGCCAGUGACACUCUGGAAGGAGACACUGUCACUGUCGUCAACUACACCGCUCCUGGACCAAUUUCAGACCUGGUCCUGGGCACAGAAUCUAGCUCCAUCCACGCCAGUUGGAAGUCACCUGGGGGGAAUUCUUUAUCUUUCACUGUCGAGCUCCAGCUGGAUGGCAAACAUGAGUGCACAGUAUCAAAUCUCACUGAACCCAUGAUGUACUUUUACAAUCUGAAGGCUGCAGCCAAUUACACAGUGAUCGUCAGCACCUUUAGUGGACAUCUCGAAGGCCCGCAAGACAGUUCCUCCAGUUUCACCAAGCUGGUGCCGCCUUCUAAUGCCAGCGUAAUUUCCUCUGAUAAAAACCAGAUCUCCUUCCAGUGGACUCCCCCUGACAACACAGCAAAAGUCCAUUACAGGGUCCAACUCAGCGCCAGCUUCUGGGGCUACAACCAGUCCAAGGUUUUGCAUGACGAAACCAAACACACGUUUGUCAACUUGAAAUCAGGAACUAAGUACGACUUUGAAGUGCGCACAUUGUUGAAUGAAGAUUUAAGUGAUGCAGCAGUUGUGUCACAUUGUACAGAAUCAGAGAAAAGGGAAAUCAGUCUGUCUAUGAUGUGCUCAUCAGCUACAUCCCUCCUCUGUGAUGAAACCACCACAAGGGACGAUGUAUUUGAGCAGUUAAAAAACCAUUUCGGAGAGCUAUUGGGGGACAGUAUUGUCUGGAAACUCGAGAAGCGGGUAAUUGAAAGCAAAGGAGCAAUAGAAACAUAAUUAUUUAUUUUUAUUAUUAUUAAUGUUUAAUUGGUAUCGGUGAAGGUAUUUUAAAUGUUUUCAAUGUUUUUUUCUUUUUUUGCACUGUACUGUUGCUUAGAAAAUCAAAUAUUAAGCCACAGUGUGUCAUAUUAAGUAAAUAUAAAUUCAGAUUUUAUU
Messenger RNA from Anoplopoma fimbria (sablefish), 2280 nucleotides. RefSeq names its product receptor-type tyrosine-protein phosphatase eta-like. NCBI's taxonomy places the organism in Eukaryota, Metazoa, Chordata, Actinopteri, Perciformes, Anoplopomatidae. Gene Ontology annotation, molecular function: integrin binding; proteoglycan binding. Gene Ontology annotation, biological process: cell-substrate junction assembly; nervous system development; heart development. Bases 1 to 2121 code for a protein of 706 amino acids. The record is from RefSeq and is a predicted model, not a curated record. The transcript is spliced from 12 exons.